GGUAGAGUCUAAUGUCUAGAAUUAAUCAUGAUAUAGAUAUCCGUGAACCCUAUUAGCAUAGAAUCCGUGAACCAGAUUUUCUUAAUUUGUUAAAUAUCCUGGUUCAUUAACAUUCUUUAGUAGUUAUUUGGAAUCUGCCGAUCGAGAAGCUUGCAGAUUCAAAAUCAUGGGCAACUGCAUGGAGACAUACACCAUUGGGGAGAAGCAGCAGCAAGAAGAAGGAGAAGAAGAAAGAGGAGGAUUUGUGAAGAAUGGUCUAAGCAUGAAGGUUGUGCUGACAAAGGAGGAACUCAAGUGGCUGAUACUCGAACUGAAGGACAAAGGAGGAGUGAGGCUGAAACAAAUGCUGGAAGAGAUAGAAAGAGGCAGAAGAGAACAAAAGGUUGAGGAUGAGAUGGGGUGGAAGCCUUCUUUGGAGAGCAUCUUGGAGGCUCCUGAAUUGCUUGAGAUGGACACCACAUGAUUAUCAAUCAUCAUUUCUUACUUCUUAGCCUUAGCCACACUACAACUUGUCCUUUUUCCUUUCUUCUUAUUUUCGUCCCCUGUUCUGCAGUUUAUAGGGCUUUUUUGGAAUGAGUAGUGAGAUGAGAUCCACGUUUGUAAAUCUUGAGGUGAAGAGUAAUGAGAUAAUCAGGUACAUUCAAAAGUGUUCUUAAAAGUAAUAACCUAUUUAUAUCAAUUUUUAAGAGAAUUAAUUCAAGAAAACCACUUUAUGAAAA
Glycine soja is the source of this 719-nucleotide messenger RNA. RefSeq lists its product as uncharacterized. NCBI's taxonomy places the organism in Eukaryota, Viridiplantae, Streptophyta, Magnoliopsida, Fabales, Fabaceae. The record is from RefSeq and is a predicted model, not a curated record. The transcript has a single exon. Bases 167 to 463 code for a protein of 98 amino acids.